AUGGCGCUGAAACAGCAAGAAAAUGAAAAUACACUUAACGAUGUCAUAAAUGAAAACGGAAGCAACAGUUCCAAGGGAACAAUUCGGAAGGAAAAUGAUUUUUUUAGUUUUUACAAAGACAAUUUUGAAAUUGGCAUCAAGAGUGAGGCUAUGUUGAGUGAAUCGGAGGCGCUUGGACUAAGUGAUGAUCUCAUCGAGGAAGACGGUGACUAUGAUAACGACAACGACGACGAUGACAAAACGGCAUAUGCCGCUGAUUCAGUGGACUUGAACAAUGUUGAAAUUGGCAUCAAGAGUGAAGACUAUGAUAACGACAACGACGACGAUGAUGAUGAUGAAGAUGAGGACAUUCGAAGACUUUUGGAUUUCACAUCAAUUGAAAAUGGAGGAAGUGAAUCAUGUUCGGAGAUGGAUACAGAAUCCGAACUAACUGUUGUCGAAUCAUUUGAAUGUUUCAUGUGUCACAGCCGUUUCGAAUGUGAAAAAAAGCUUAGAAAGCACUUGAGCAGGCACGAUAAAACUGUCAAAACGGCAUAUGCCGCUGAUUCAGUGGACUUGAACAAUGACACAACUGAAAGUGGUUUCGACAAGAUUCUGUUCCGUUCCUACGAAAUAGCACAGUUGAUUAAAGUACACGAAGAAGAAUUUGCUGAAAUGCGAAAAAAGAUCAAUGAACUGCAGGCACAAGUCCAAUUCGUGACUUACGAAAAAGAUGAAGCGAAAAAGGCACUCACCAAAGCAAACGAGGAAUUGGCUGAUGUUCGAAGAAAGCAUACAAAGUCGUUGUAUGAGAUUCGCGCAAAAUAUGAGAAUGAUUUAAAGGAAGAAAUAAAACGUGCCAUCAUUUCCUACAGAACAAAAGUUCAUACAAUUUUGGACGAAAAUAUAUAG
Molecule: messenger RNA, 891 nt
Organism: Contarinia nasturtii (swede midge)
Lineage: Eukaryota; Metazoa; Arthropoda; Insecta; Diptera; Cecidomyiidae
Product: protein PFC0760c-like
Exons: 5
Coding region: 1-891 (296 amino acids)
Source: RefSeq, a predicted model, not a curated record